ACUCGGCGCAAGUUUCAUCGGUGUGCUAUUGUGUACCAUUUGCAGGGAGCAGUCGGAGCAAUGGCUGCAGCAAUCCCUUCGAGAACAACCGGCGGUGGCGGUGGAAGGAGUUCGAGCAGAGAAGGUGCGGCGAAAGCUACGGUGUCCGAUCAGAUUUCCCAGGCUGUUCAAUCCACAUCCAAUCUCCUCCAUCUCAUGCAACAAUCGUCUUCUUCUCAGGCACAAAUAAUAAAGCUCCCAAAAAACCUUUUGGCGAAAACCUCUACAAUCAGGAAUACUGGGCAAGUAUUGGAGCAUAUGCCUCGGGUAAUUUCAGCUUUAGAUGCACACAUGGAAAAUGGAUUGCAAAGUGUUCCUCAUCUGAAGACAGUAAGUCAGUUGCUUGUAAAUAUGGAAAGCUGCCAGCUAAGUGCUCUGUCUCAAGCCCAUCGUUCCCAAGAGGUAAAAACUCUCCUCCCUCCUUCCCACCCAGUUAAUAUCUAACUUGUCGAACAAGGUUGCAAACAAUUUUGAUAAUUUGUGUAGUUUGAUAAAAUCACUCUGAAUGAUUAGUUAAGACUGCAUUGAGCUUCUUUCUAAAAUUGAAAGCUUUAGUGUCAGUUUGAUUUAAUUCUCUUUCUAAUUUUUUAGUUGGAGGAAACCUAAUCACAGAGAGCUUUAGUGAUCUUUAUUUCAUUUACUUCUUUCUCUUUAUAUAUAUAUUUGUUUUGUAGGAACCUCAUGAAGUGGACCAACCUCCAGUGGCAGACUAGCAGACCAACCUUUGGGACAAUGUCGAUACGAACCCAAAACAACAGGUAUACUUCGUAUAAUUCAAGCAAGCAAGAAGCUAAAGCCUUGUCAAAUGUGUGCAAAUUAGGAGGCAGGCAGACAGGAUAUUUUUUCAGCUGGGCAGUGCCAUAGAGAUCAGAUGUGUGAUUUUUUAAUGCAUUUUGAGUGCUUUUAGCAUCUCUGCUAUACACCCUAUAGGGUAGGCUGGACAUUUAAUAUGAUAUUAUCCAUUGUGCAAAGAAUCCAUCUUCAAUUAAGUAAUAUCUGCCGUUCAAUGAA
Messenger RNA from Malania oleifera, 1050 nucleotides. Its product is annotated as tobamovirus multiplication protein 2B. The transcript is spliced from 4 exons. Bases 61 to 483 code for a protein of 140 amino acids. NCBI's taxonomy places the organism in Eukaryota, Viridiplantae, Streptophyta, Magnoliopsida, Santalales, Ximeniaceae. The record is from RefSeq and is a predicted model, not a curated record.